GCUUCUCGUGCGGCGGGAUAUGGAGUAGAGGCUGUGUGCAAAACUGCAGAAGUAUGGGGUUUUGGGGCCGUGUGAAUAUGAGGAAUCGGAGGACGACAUAUCGGCAGGGUCAACUUGGGGAAGAUGGUCGAAUUGAUGUUCCCACGCCAGUACUUCAGCAUCCUCCUUUUCCUCCUCCUCCGCCGCCGCCGCCUCCUCCGCCUCAAGUUCAACCGCAAGUUCCACCACAAGCUCAACCCUUUCCACAAGCAAACCUCGAUGGUUUGUGGGAUCCUUUUCCUGCAGGUGAGUGACUCCUCUUUCACGCCCAGUCAUAAGACAGAAACGUGCCAUUUUUAUAAAGGAAUUGUCCAGCCACAAGUGCAAGAUUUCCAGCUCGCAGGGGAGAUACCAUUUAUAGAUCAACGCAACGUAUACGACAUGGACCGAGAGGCUCGUAUUCGACAGGGCCGGGGACGCUUUAGCAUCAUCAUGUACUACCCAGACGGCAGAAACACAGAGCCAGAAACCCGAGAGUGGCGCCCUGAACCCCGCGCCAAUAGACGCCGACCACCUCCCCUCGCGCGUCCGGGCGAGAGGGCGAGAGCACCGCGGGCCUGGCCCGUAUUCGCGAUUCACGCUGAGGACCCCCUGUGCAGCCACCACCUGCCGACGUCGUGGGAGGUGGAGGACAUGAAUAACCGCGUCCAGGCGCCGGCGUGCACGUUUUGCCGGUCGAGGGCGCACGCCGUCUACUUUCGGUGCCGGACGUGCGGGAUCGUGGCGUGUAGUAUGCACAAUAGCGUCCGGUUGGGGUUGACGUGGGCGCAGGCGGUGAGGGUGCGGAAUGGGUUGAGGAAUCGGGUUUGGAUUGAGCCGGCGGGGACUAGGAGAGAUGAGAAUAGGAGAGACGAGAAUCGGAGAGGUUGGUUUCGACAGGCGUUUGGGAGAAGAUGAUGCGGAUGGGUGUGUCCGUAGUGCGGGUGGAAUACUUUGCUUCUCGAUGUGUCUGGAGCGAGAGGAAAGAAACAGGGGCUGGGUAUAAAUCAAGAGGGAAAGACUGGGGAAGUAAUUGAUCGAUCAAAUUUCGAUUCAAAGAAACUAGACUUUAUUGAAUCCAGGCGCUUAGAAGUUAAAACCUAUGUGAGUGAUCUGGGCUGCUCAUUGCUAUAGUCAUCCUCUCGGUUUCUAAGCCAUCUUGAUUCCUACGAGAACCUGCAAAGUAUGAUGGCAUAGAUUGCUCCAACUAUUUUGUAAUUGAGGAGGAAUUCCUUAUAAACUAAUACGAGUUUCGUGACCUGAUGGAUUUAUAGAAGAUGACGCCAAGG
This is a messenger RNA of Colletotrichum acutatum, 1307 nucleotides long. RefSeq lists its product as uncharacterized. Lineage: Eukaryota; Fungi; Ascomycota; Sordariomycetes; Glomerellales; Glomerellaceae. The transcript is spliced from 4 exons. The record is from RefSeq and is a predicted model, not a curated record. Bases 124 to 936 code for a protein of 270 amino acids.